UCAGUUUCUCUCUCUCUCUCUGUAACUUCUUCGCCGAAUUCUUUUCUCAGAGAGUCUUCUUUGGCACUCUCUAUCGAAUCUCUACUUCUCUACUUCUCUACUUCGUCAUUACCGCCAUCUUCGUUCCCAUAAAUAUAGUCUCUUUUUUCUCUCUCCAUUUCGUCUUCAAUUCUUCAUCUCUCGAUCUCUUUCUCUCUCUUCCCUUCUGUAAAUAACUAGAGAAUAGAGCAUCGGAAGGAACAUCAUCAGAAUCAUCCAUGGCUGCCAACAAGUUUGCGACCAUGUUGCACAGAAAUACCCAUAGAAUUACUGUAGUUCUUGUCUAUGCAGUCCUCGAAUGGAUUUUGAUAAUUCUUCUACUCCUUAACUCCUUGUUCUCUUAUCUGAUUUCAAAAUUCGCCGAUUUCUUCGGCCUUAAAUCUCCCUGCCUUUGGUGUUCCAGACUUGAUCAUGUGUUCGAGCCCGGAAAGAGUAGGGCUUCUUACAGAGAUCUCGUUUGUGAAACCCAUGCCUCUGAGAUUUCCAAAUUGAGUUACUGUACCAAACAUGGUAAGUUGGCUGUAGCUCAGGGUAUGUGUGAGGAUUGCUCGUCCUCUCGGCCAGAUUCUCAUAGUAAGACAUACGACAUCGGACGAAAGGUCGCUCUUUUUUCUUGGGUGAAACAGAAGAGCAUGAUUUCCCGUAAUGGGGAGAAGCAGAUUGAGGAGGGAGACAAGAAUUAUAGGUGUUCAUGCUGUGAUGUGAGCUUGGAUAGCAAACUUUGCUCUCCUUUUUUGCUACUCAAGCCUUCCUGGGGUGUUCUGGAUUAUGCCCAGAAAGCCAAUUUGAUUGCUUCUGCCAUUGGUACGGACAACGAUGGAGGUGAAUACUCGGAUCCCUGUAAAUCUGAUUGCCUCACAGAUGAACAUGAGAUGGAAAGAAUCAGAGGAGCAAAUAGAGACGAAGUUGUUUAUAAUGACGAUGAAGAUGAUGAAGGAGCGGAAGAUGAACUUCAGAUACCAACUGAUGUUGAUGAAAGUGAUCGAAGAAGAGAAGAGGCAGAGGAGGACUGCUCCCAUUGCAGAGAAAUGUCGGGAGUCGAAGAAGAAAAAAAGAGUACUUUUGGGAUGACAGAACAAAAGCCCAUCGAUGAGGUUGAGUCAAAUGCCGAGAUUCUGGGUUGUUCCAGAACAGAUGCAUCUGCUGAAAUUUUUCAUCCGCGUUUGGAGAAUCCUGAUGAUGUGGAUGAUCAUCGCCUGGUGCCUGUCGAAUUGAUUGAUUUUAUGACUGCUGAAAACCAAAGCGUAUCCAGUUGCAGAAAGGAAGAUCAGAAGAAGCCUGAGCAUCUGGAAGUAGUGUUAGGUUCUGAAUCACUCAUCGACUCCCAAUUUAAAUUCAUUUCCACACAAUUUGAUUUCAUACUCGAGAGGGGUAAUAUUUUAGAAGGGGCAGCAGCAGUGCCUUCAAUAGAUGAGAACACAAUGUCUACAAAGCUUGAAUUCAUGGCGGCAGGAGGGAAGCAAUCAGACGUUCGUCCAGCAUCAGAAGAAGCUGUUUCUGAAUUGCUGGUAGAUAUCAGAUCAAAGAUCUUGGCUACGACAGAGGAAGCAUCUGAUUGGCUGCAAGAUAUUGAGCUUGUUCCUUCUUUGCCAUGUUUACAAGAAGAUCAAUCUUCCAAGGAUCAUGAUAAUGCUAGAAAUUCUAAGCAUUCUGAUACUUUGUUGGUAGAAAGUGAUCAAGGUCCGAAGCAAGCUGAGGAUGCAACCAUGGAAGACAGAAGCAAACUCUUUGAUAGGGCUGAGCAGGGAAUAAAUAAUCAUUUAUUCUUAUAUUCAGAAAUCAAUGAAGUUGAUGAAGAGAGGACACCAUCAACACCCACUUACAUGGAAGGUCUCUAUAACCUACAUCAGAAGCUACUGUUACAACAGAAAAAGGAAUUUGGAGCUGAGGAAUCUCUGGAUGGAAGUGUCAUAAGUGAGUUUGAAGGAGGGGAUGCGGUUCUGACUAUUGAACGCCUAAAAUCAGCUCUGAGAGAAGAACGCAAGGCUCUUCAUGCUAUGUAUUCAGAACUAGAAGAAGAGAGGAGUGCCUCUGCAAUAGCUGCCAACCAAACAAUGGCUAUGAUAACUAGACUGCAGGAAGAGAAGUCUGCAAUGCAGAUGGAAGCUCUGCAAUAUCAAAGGAUGAUGGAAGAACAGUCUGAAUACGACCAGGAAGCUCUGCAACUCUUAAAUGAUCUCAUGGUCAAGAGGGAGAAGGAGAAGCAAGAGCUAGAGAAAGAGCUGGAAAUAUAUCGCAAGAAGGCUCUUGAUUAUGAAACUAAAGGGCAAAGGACGAUGAGAAGGAAGAACAGUAGUGGAAGGAGCAGAACUACAUCUGCUUAUUCUAGCAAUGCGGAGGACAGCGAUGAGUUAUCUAUUGAUCUUAAUCAUGAAGUCAGAGAUGAAGAUGGCUUUUAUAGCCACAGAGAAAGCAGCAACAGCAGUCACUACACUCCUGGUGAUGUAGUUCUAAAUUUGGAGGAUGUGGGGCUAGAGAGCACAAAGCAUUUGAGCACGCUUAAUGAAUCACUGUCCGACUUUGAAGAAGAAAGGAUUUCAAUUCUAGAGCAGCUCAAGGCACUGGAGGAGAAGCUCUUCACAUUGGAUGAUGACGAGGAACAAUUCUUUGAGGACAUAAGACCAAUGGAACAUAUUCUGGAACAGAAUGGCGAAGAGUUGAAUGAAAAAUCAGACUUCAGCCAUCAAGAAGCAAAUGGUGUUGCAAAUGGUUUCUCCGAUGACAUGGAUGUCAAACAUCAUCAAGAGAGAAGAAACAUGGGUGCAAAUGGAAAGAAGCUCCUUCCCCUUUUUGAUGAGAUUAGUACAGAAAAUGACAAUGGUAUACUGAAUGGACAUCAUGGAGAGCCUAAUGGUAUACUCUUGCAGAACUCUCUGGUUUCCAAGUUCACACCGGACAACAGGAGGACUGCUAUUGAAGAGGAGGUGGAUCAUCUCCAUGAGAGGCUACAGGCUCUUGAGGCAGAUAGGGGGUUCCUGAAACACUGCAUGAGCUCCUUGAAGAAAGGAGACAAGGGGAUGGAUCUUCUCCAGGAGAUAUUACAACACCUUCGCGAUCUAAGGUCUAUAGAACUGCGUGCGAGGAAUAUGAAUGAUGGUGCUCUAGCAUAAGACUACUUAAUUGUUUCUUGAGUAGAUAAUUGAGCAAUUUCUUGGAGUUGAUCAAUUACAGUCCAGAUUCAAGUGGGACGAGCUCUUGGCCCGCGGUGACCAUACAAGACUAGAUGCAGAAUGAAUUUUGCAUCUUUUACAAAUGGGAAGCCUCCCCCCCCCUGAAGAAAGGGAGGCUUCUGGUAUGGUCGGUUUGAUGUUGGUCCAUGAGGAGCAGACUGGGAAUGAAGUCUGCCUCCUUUUCCUUUUCUUUUGGCUUCCAAGAAAGCCCAAGUUUUUGUGGCUUGAACCCAUCAAAACCUUUUGCAGGGAAAGGUGGAAGAUGGGGAAGCAGGGAGGUGAGUGUGUGUAUGUUUAGGUCAGUCAGGUCAGGCCACCCUGUCAUUGUAAGUGUGAGAAAUCCUGGCUUGCAAAGUUUGAGAGAUCCAACCAAGAUUCUUGUGCCAGGAAGGCAACAUUAGUUUUAUAUGCAGAUAGGACUAGUAGAGUCUCUCCUUUUCAAAAUUUUUUAUUAUUUUGGAGAAGGGAGAGGAGUGUUAAUUCUUUCUCUCCCACAUCUUUGCGUCAUUAUAUCAUAUUGGUUUUGGCUUUUUGGUGGUCUUAGUUGGAUUUCUUUGUACAAUAUAUGUAUCCAUCUGUAUGUAUAUGAGUGCUGAGACUGAUUUUGCA
Molecule: messenger RNA, 3818 nt
Organism: Telopea speciosissima
Lineage: Eukaryota; Viridiplantae; Streptophyta; Magnoliopsida; Proteales; Proteaceae
Product: myosin-binding protein 2
Exons: 5
Coding region: 258-3149 (963 amino acids)
Molecular function (GO): myosin binding
Source: RefSeq, a predicted model, not a curated record